AUGGUCGCCUUCGCCCACCUGAUCACUCUUCUGUCUGUGCUUGUCGCCAUGUCCCGCGCAGAUGAAGUGGCUCAAGCCAAACCCGAACAAGUCAACGACAAAUGGUACUAUGGGAGAUUCCGUUCUGCCGGGUAUUGGGGACUGAGCGGAAUGUCGCUAUAUUCAACCUACCCCUCACUCUACACCAACUACUACUCGCUGCUCAAUUCGUACUGCUACGGACUCGGGACCUUUCCCUACAGCUACAAUCUCAUCAAUGGCUACUUUGCCAAGGCCACCGACGCUGAAAAAUCUGUGAGCAGACGUGCGAUCAGUCUCGAUGCUGAGCAGCUUGUCCGUCGAGACACUGCCGACUCAUUUACUUGUACGACCCAUGGCGCCGCUCCUCAAACUUUCUCCGCCAAGGAAUGCGUUGCGGCUGCCCAGCAAUUGUCUGAGAAGAAGGUCUCGACAGCGAGUCACGGGGGUUGCAAGGUCGCGCUCGCCAACGCUAAGGAGAAAUUCGCCCCAGGCCACAUUUCCUCGAAGGACCUCGAGACAGCUGUUCGUAGCAUCUUGAGCGGAUGCUCCAACGCAGAAAACAAGGAGGUUGCUAACAACAAGCCCGAGAAGAACAUCGACGAGAAGCAAGUGGUCAUGCUCAUCACCAAGGCUUGAUUUCUUUCCUCGCUACUAGUGCUACUCAGCAGGAUUUAUUUUUUCCUCUUUUCUUCUGUCUGUCCUGGUUGUAUCGGAUGUAUCGAGUGCUGUUUAUAUCCCACAA
Molecule: messenger RNA, 763 nt
Organism: Puccinia graminis f. sp. tritici CRL 75-36-700-3
Lineage: Eukaryota; Fungi; Basidiomycota; Pucciniomycetes; Pucciniales; Pucciniaceae
Exons: 5
Coding region: 1-657 (218 amino acids)
Source: RefSeq, a predicted model, not a curated record